UGCUUCCGAAUGAAUUCAUGUUCAUUUUAAAAGAAAGUGAGUGAGUGAGAGAGAGAGAGUGAAAGAGGGAGACCUCGAGAAGAACUUUCAGAAGAAGAAUAAGAAAGAAGAAGGAUUUCAAAAGACCAGAAAUGGCUUCAAGACCAAUCGUUCCCCAACAAAUCAGAGGUGAGGCAGUGAUCGGCGGAGGAAAACAAGCAAAGGGCGUGGCUGGAGCAGAGGCAAAGAACCGCCGUGCACUGGGUGAUAUCGGGAAUUUGGUAACUGUUCGAGGAAUUGACGCAAAGGCAAAUCGCCCUAUUACGAGGAGUUUCUGUGCUCAGUUGCUUGCCAAUGCUCAAGCUGCUGCAAAGGCUGAAAACAACAAGAAACAAGUGCCUGUUAGUAUAGAUGGGGCUGCUCCCAUUCUUGAUACUGGUGUUGUGGUUGUAAAGAAAGCAGGAGGUCCCAAGCCAGCUCCUAAGAAAGUCAUUAUAAAACCAACAUCGGAGGUUAUUGAUAUAAGUCCUGACACUGUGGAAAAAGUUGAAAAGAAGGAAGUCAAAUGUGCAAACAAGAAAAAGGAAGGAGAAGGGCCCUCAAAGAAGAAAGCACAGACUCUUACUUCAGUCUUGACUGCUAGAAGCAAGGCUGCCUGUGGUAUAACCAAGAAACCUAAAGAACAGAUUUUUGAUAUUGAUGCUGCAGAUGUUGGUAAUGAGUUGGCAGCUGUUGAAUAUGUUGAGGAUAUCUACACCUUCUAUAAAGAAGCUGAGAACGAGAGCAGACCUCAUGAUUAUAUGGAUUCACAACCUGAGAUAAACCCUUCAAUGAGGGCUAUUUUGGUGGAUUGGCUGGUUGAUGUCCACAACAAAUUUGAACUUUCGCCGGAAACUUUCUACCUCACGAUCAAUAUAAUCGAUCGAUUCCUUGCGACAAAGAUUGUUCCAAGAAGGGAAUUGCAAUUACUGGGCAUUGGAGCGAUGCUUAUAGCCUCCAAGUAUGAAGAAAUUUGGGCGCCAGAGGUAAAUGACUUUGUGUGCCUUUCGGAUAGAGCUUACACUCAUCAACAGAUUCUAGUGAUGGAGAAGAAGAUACUUGGCAAGUUGGAGUGGACCUUGACUGUUCCCACACCAUAUGUUUUCCUUGCUCGAUUUAUCAAGGCAUCCAAGGACUCGAACCACGAGAUGGAAAAUCUGGUUUAUUUUUUGGCUGAACUUGGAAUAAUGCAUUACAAUACGGCAAUGAUGUAUUGCCCGUCGAUGAUUGCUGCCUCAGCAGUCUACGCCGCUCGAUGCACGCUGAAGAAAACACCUGCUUGGGAUGAAACCCUAAAGAAGCACACCGGUUUCUCGGAACCGCAGUUAAUUGAUUGUGCAAAGCUUUUGGUGGGGUUCCAUGGGGUAGCAGACAAGAACAAACUUCAAGUAAUAUACCGAAAAUACUCGAGUUCGGAGCGAGGAGCGGUAGCGUUGAUUCAGCCAGCCAAAGCUUUGUUGGCUCUAGGCAGUGUCCAUUGAUGCUUGAAAAAAGACUGAUUGAUUUAAAUUUCCUUGUUUUUUGUUUUUCUUUUUUUUUUUUUGGGAGGUUUGAAGAAAUGGAGUGGAAAGAUAGAUGAAGGUAGUAAUAUUUUUUUUUGUUGUAUAAUCUCAUCAACAAGUUUUAUGUUGACUUUGACGCACUACAUUCUUCUUCAUUCUUUGUUGUGACAAAAAAGGGGAUCUCCCAACACUUUGUGUUUCU
Messenger RNA from Cucumis melo (muskmelon), 1722 nucleotides. Its product is annotated as G2/mitotic-specific cyclin S13-7-like. The coding region runs from base 132 to 1499 and encodes 455 amino acids. Gene Ontology annotation, cellular component: centrosome; cyclin-dependent protein kinase holoenzyme complex; cytoplasm. Gene Ontology annotation, molecular function: cyclin-dependent protein serine/threonine kinase regulator activity. The record is from RefSeq and is a predicted model, not a curated record. The transcript is spliced from 8 exons. Gene Ontology annotation, biological process: regulation of cyclin-dependent protein serine/threonine kinase activity; mitotic cell cycle phase transition. Lineage: Eukaryota; Viridiplantae; Streptophyta; Magnoliopsida; Cucurbitales; Cucurbitaceae.